Messenger RNA from Ceraceosorus bombacis, 788 nucleotides. NCBI's taxonomy places the organism in Eukaryota, Fungi, Basidiomycota, Exobasidiomycetes, Ceraceosorales, Ceraceosoraceae. The record is from the annotation of a GenBank genome assembly.
UUUGAGUCCUGCACACCAGCACCAGGCAGGUGCGCGGCACAAAGCUUGCCACACGUAUGAUCAACCCAGACCAGCGAGCGGCCUGACAGCUCGACGAAGGAGCAAGGCUGCAAAGGCACGCACACGUCAUUCAUUAUUGAUCCUUGACGGACCACCAGAAUGAUGGCGCACUCAAGCUUGCUUGUCCACGUUGGCCCACGGACACGCGUACCGACGCAGUCUUGGCAACUGCGAGGUUCUGCCACGAAAGAGCGCCAUAGAGGACUGUGGUAAGGGCGAGCAGGCCGCGGGAGGGGCGGGCAUCAGUCCGAGAGCUAUGUCAUCACUGCAUGCUCCGGCGGCCACCCCGAUUUGCGCUCAAUUACGAACUGAGUUUGGCCAUCCCAUUCAUCUUCCAGGCUUGGCCUCUCGAUCUCGGAAAGCUACUCGACUGACAUUCACGCCUCAUCGAGUCACAGUCCAUAUGACCUUGCAUGAGCGUCAUGUGAAGGUCGAUGCGGAGAAGACGUCAGAUACCGAGCCUAUCGCGAAGGUGAUCGAGAAAGCCGAAGCUGUGCACGACAAUCAAGAUUCGACUCAUUCAAAUGCAGCCACGCGUCCUGUUUGACCAAAUUCACGAACGGCAUGACUAUCCCCGUGCAUGGCUGCGUGGGCCUGCCAUCGGCAGGCAAGUUGCGAGAAGUCCGUGCGCGCAAUCGCUACUGGAAAUGCAUGCUAGCGGUACUCUGAGCACAACAAGAUACGCUGUUGCAGGAAGUAGCUUCCGGCACAGUCGUGAGUAAGAGUGA